GUUACUUUAUUGUCAGUGUUUAUGUCAUUCAUGUUAAAAUGCGGCUCAAAUCAUGAACUAAAAAUAGCAUCACGUCUUCUUUGAACCUCUAUCAUGGUGUUCCUGCUUUACUGAUGACGCACAGGACCACACCUUGGUCUUCCAGUAACUUUUUAUAGAGACAUCGGUAAAUAAGUAAUCUGAAUUAUAUUUUAUGACCUCACAGUUUCAAUAGGAGGACUUUGAAUUCAAGUCUGUUAAAGUUAUUCUACCAAAAAAAACAUGCAGUGUUCGCAAGGAUUGUUCUGCAGAAUUUCCUGCUUCAUAAAACAACCACCAAUCAGCAGAUAUGACUUUGAGCUCCCCGUCUGAUUUGAGAUACGUUAUUGUUUCCCUCAUGCAGGUGUUGGCAAAAAUCAGGGUCUCUGCCAUGACAACCAGUCCUAUCUUUUCCUUUCAAACCAAAGGUCACAGCCGUAAUCAUGAGAUUUUACAACCGGCAGUCCACAUUUCACUCCACCCAGGCAGAUAGCUCAGACACAGGGUCUGUAGAGGAACACAGGGUCUGAAUCUGCGUCGGUGAACGCUGCGAUUUACGUCUGAGGAGCACAACUGGAGCACUGCAAUCAUGCCGUCCUUGACGAAGAUUCUGCAUUUUCUGUCCAGUGCCUUGGUUACUGCUGUAUCUGUUGCUAUACUGGCAUAUGCCAUGUCAGCAGAUUGGGCCACAACAACCAUGGAGUGCACCAGACAAGGAAGUCCCUUCGCCAACGGCAGUGCUGUGGUCCAACUGAGGCUUUUUCAAGCAGCAGUACAGAGAAUCGUUUGCCCCGCGUUUGGAGGCGAAGAUACGUUCGAAGGUAAUGUGCAUAUGACAAUUUAUCUUGUUGCUUAUAACAUCCAGCCACAGUGAUAUCCAAGUUUCCUGGGAUAACCACUUCCACAUAGAGCUGAAAAAAUCUGUUUUAAUGAUUAAACUGUCUUCUGUGCUGGUGUUUCUGCUAGUGUUGAUCUUAAUUUCCAAAAGUACUGUUUUUUGUGGAAAGAGAUCAAAAUAUUACUAAAGAAAUUCUCAUUUUCAGAGAGACCUGAGGGGCAAAUAUCUCAGGGACAUGAGUGAAAUUAGAUUGACUAAAAUUGCUGCAUAACUCGUAAAAGCAGUAUCCUUAAACUGUGUUUCUGUAUGUUUCUGUUGUUAGUGUUUCCAAAGUUGGUCGAAACAGGAGGUGCCCCUGUUAUCCUUCAUGGUUUGGUUCUGGGCCUGUUAGCCCUGUGUCUGCUGUGUUCGCUCUGCAGCAUUCUCAUCUCCAUCUAUAACAGCGUCAGUAAUCCCUAUGAGACCUACAUGGGGCCUGUGGGCAUGUAUGCCUGCAGCUCACUCAGCGGUAAGUCAUACCAAUUGAUAUUAUAUUGGUUAACGUAGCCACUGUCUCGCCCCUGCCGUGUUGUAUUAGGGAGGUCUAGGGUUGCAAAAUUCCCGGAAUUUUCGAAGUUGGAAACUUUCCAUGGGAAUUAAUGGGAAUAAAUCUGAAAUUUACAAAAUCGAAGGUUGGCCCUCAACAGGGAACUUGUAUAUAGUUGGGGGAAACAUAUUUUAGCAUAAUCUUGACUAAAACAACCAGAUUUAAUGCUAGUACUCUCCUCAGUCACAUGCACACAGCACACUACUUACUGCGGGGCUGUUGAGGCCACACCCCCUACAUGCAAUUUGCAUUCCUCCAUCACAUGCACAGGUGAUUUCUUGAACCCUGGAGGCAGCCUCACUUUUGAGCCCAAAGCACAAGACAUUUGAGCCCACAGACUAUAACAAUUCAAGUAAGUUUUGAUAUUAUUAUGCGGUAAAUAUAUUUGAUCUAUAUCGGAUUAUAGUAGAUAACUGUUAGAGACAUAUUUUGUGAGACAACAGACAAUUGAAUUUCCCUUCAGGGAUUAAUACAGUUAUUCUUAUUCUUGUUCUUAUUAAUAUUUAACUUGCUAAAAUUAAACAAAAAUAGGUGCUCAAUGUAAGCUAUUUUUCCAUGACCAUUUGACUAUUUAAGGGGCUAGCUUAUUAUGGUGGUGGUAACUACCUCAAAUGUGGGGGUUAGGGUUAUGUAAAACAACAUAUCAAAUGUUUACCAUAAAGUUACAUCAACUCUGAUUUUAAAACCUCUAAUGACUCUGGCAACAGCACCAGACACACGUAUUUAGGAGGACUCUAAAGCACAUAUAAGGACUUCUUAUGAAGCAACAUUAAGGGAUAUGCUACAAAAAGUCAUUCACUUAAAAGUCUUCGUUCAUUCCCUUUGGAUAUAAGCUUUUUAAAUAAAAAUCAUAAGAUCAAUCUUGCCACCUCUUUUAGUUUGUUUUUUUGGCUUUUUAUAUAUUUGAAAUAUUGUCUCAGGACUGUUUCCAGUUAAAUUGUGGGUUUAAUUGAUUUUGCAAAUAAAUCUUUUUUUCAUGAAUUUUUUACACAAGUUCCUACAUUUUUGAGAUUUGAGUUUUUUCAGCAAUGCAUCCCAGUAACAAGAUGCAUUAUGUUCUUAUUGCACUGUUACUUUUGUCAUUUACCUGCAACAACUACGCCAAAGGUACAGAUUCCCACAGCUUCCAAGCAUUUUCCUCAUUUUCUUAGUGUCCUUUAUUUCCGUAACAAACCCACAGCCAGCUUCUUGCUUCAUGUCCGCUUGAUUAACAUUCACCUCCAUUUUGCUCCUAACAGCACUGUCUCAAAGCCUUCAUUUACCCUAGUUUGGGGACAUGUUAGAGAGCAUACUUAGUGUGAGGUUUCACCAUUUUGAUAGACUCCAAGUCACAGAGGAGGAUGAUGCAGUUCAAAGAGCUAAACUCAUGGAUGUGCAUUCAUGGCUGAAUUAUUUUACAGGGAGUCAGUAUUUUAGAAAACACUAAAAUGACCGAAACAUGAUGACUUUUUAUACACUACUCAUUUCCCUCUUCUCUCUUCAGCUUGCCUGGCUGUUUUACUCAUCAUCCUCUAUGUGGUGAACCUCUUUGCGACCCAAAUGGCAGAGGAUCUAGUGCAGGCUUUUUCUGGAGGUAUCCAAGCAGAGUUUAGGAACAAGAGCGCAACCAUGCACGUAGGAUUCUUCCUGGUCAUCCCGUACAUAGUGCUCUCUAUUAUCGCCAUCAUUUUGAUCUACAUGUACGACCACGCAGCCUACACGCACAGGAGGGAGCAGCAGAGGCCCACUGAGGACGCACCCAAGGAGAUCAUGAUGUAUUAG
This is a messenger RNA of Xyrichtys novacula (pearly razorfish), 3203 nucleotides long. The record is from the annotation of a GenBank genome assembly. Lineage: Eukaryota; Metazoa; Chordata; Actinopteri; Labriformes; Labridae.